GGAAGCAUUGUAGUAAAUGAUAUCACAAAACAAUAUCACAAGACUAAAGUAUAAAAUUAAGUACCAUUCGUACCAAAACUCUUCAAUUCUAAAUUCUCAGUUCUCAAUUCUCAACCGAAGUUUCGUAAAGAAACUCACCGUACUCGGCCGCUGUCGCCCUCCAUUCUCCGUCCUCAACCUCGUUCAGCUCGUCCCCUUUCAAUUUUGCCCUAAAUCAGGGUCAGGGUGGACAUUAGAGCAGUGUGUUUGAGUUUGGAGAGAGAGAGAGUGGUGGAGUGUGGCGACUAUUUCUGAAAAUUAUUGAAGAAGAAGACCACACAAUGCAACAGCAGCAGCAGAAGAAGAAGAAUUUCAGAAAGAGAUGCGUUUCCGCUGAACCUGAUGAGACGGACGAAGGCCAGGAUGAACAAGAAAGGAGAAUGGCGCUGGAAGAGGUGAAAUUUCUUCAGAAGCAGAGGCAAAGGAAGUCGGGGAUUCCUGCUGUUGCCGGGGGUGAAAGUGCUUCUGAUAUCAAGAUUGGCAUUGGCAGUGGCAGUAAGAAGGCAGCGGACGACGCCCAAUCCCAUCACCAUCAGUAUCAGUCUAACUCUAAGACCCCGCCAGAUCCCUCCGAUGUCGACAAGGACAAGGAUGACCUCGUUCUCCAAGACACUUUUGCUCAGGAAACUGCCGUCAUGGUUGAAGAUCCCAAUAUGCUAAAGUAUGUUGAACAAGAAUUAGCAAAGAAGAGGGGCAAGAUAAUGGAUGCUACUGAUCAAACUGAGAAUGAUUUGAAGAAUGCUGAAGAUGAGCUAUACAAAAUCCCUGACCAUCUCAAAGUAAAGAAGCGCAACUCGGAGGAAAGCUCCACUCAGUGGACUACUGGGAUUGCUGAAGUUCAGCUUCCCAUUGAAUACAAAUUGAAAAAUAUAGAGGAAACUGAGGCUGCUAAAAAGCUUCUUCAGGAGAAGCGGCUCAUGGGCCGGACUAAAUCAGAAUUUAGCAUUCCUUCAAGUUACAGUGCCGAUUACUUUCAGCGUGGAAGGGACUAUGCUGAAAAACUUCGAAGAGAGCAUCCCGAGCUCUACAAAGACAGAAGUUCACAGGAGGAAGGUGGUGGUGCACCCAGACAAGCCGAUACUGGCACAGAGGCAGCUGGACAAAGGCAAGCUGCAACUGAUCAAUUUAUGCUAGAGCGCUUCCGCAAAAGAGAGCGGCUUCGCGUAAUGCGGAGAUGACAUGAUGUCUUGUGCUCCUCUAUUCUUCUACUAAUGAUAUCUGGUCCUUAAAAAUCAACAAUCCGUUUGACCAUAUGGUAGAUGCUUCAUUGGAUUCGCUGAAUAAAUCUCUGCUCCUGCCUUCAUAGUUGAAGAGCUAUGCGGUUCCAGUUCCACACAUCGAGUAGAGUUUUGGCUACCUAACAACCGACACUUAGUGCCAUAACUUAUAUCCCUUUAUGUCAAUCGUGCAAUUUCCCUCAUUUUCAACUCUACUAUUUUACUUCAAGGAAUAUAAUACGUAAGAUCUUAUGACCCUUUUGUUUUCUUAUUAUUAUUACUUUUUUCUAAAUAAGAUCUUAUCGCAAAUCACCUUAUGAUUCAUAGUCGUCUGGUAUUUUUAUAUAAUGAUAGAGCUGUUUCGUUAA
Molecule: messenger RNA, 1624 nt
Organism: Humulus lupulus (European hop)
Lineage: Eukaryota; Viridiplantae; Streptophyta; Magnoliopsida; Rosales; Cannabaceae
Product: protein COP1 SUPPRESSOR 2
Exons: 7
Coding region: 321-1217 (298 amino acids)
Biological process (GO): mRNA splicing, via spliceosome
Cellular component (GO): spliceosomal complex
Source: RefSeq, a predicted model, not a curated record